Molecule: messenger RNA, 483 nt
Organism: Hirsutella rhossiliensis
Lineage: Eukaryota; Fungi; Ascomycota; Sordariomycetes; Hypocreales; Ophiocordycipitaceae
Product: SOS response associated peptidase (SRAP) domain-containing protein
Exons: 2
Coding region: 1-483 (160 amino acids)
Biological process (GO): DNA damage response
Molecular function (GO): single-stranded DNA binding
Source: RefSeq, a predicted model, not a curated record
AUGUGUGGCAGAUACGCUCUGACUCUGGAAAAGACAUAUAGGUAUACCAUCAUCACCACCGACUCCAAUAAGCAGCUCAAGUUUCUCUACAACCGCAUGCCUGUUAUCCGGGACCCGGGCUCCGACGCGGCCAGGACCUGGCUGGACUCGGCGCGCCGCGAGUGGACACGCGACCUGCAGUGCCUGCUGCGGCCCUUUGACAGCGCCCUCGACGUCUACCCCGUGAGCAAGGACGUCGGUAAGGUCGGCAACAACUCGCCAUCGUUCAUCAUCCCGCUCGACAACAAGGAAAACAAGACGAACAUUGCCAAAUUCUUCGCUGGCGCCCCGCAGAAGAAGCAGGCCGCGGCCAGGCUGGAGCAGGCUGAGAAGCCAUCGACGGCUGCUGGGGCAGACGGUCCGAGUAACGGGGACGCCAAGGAUUUUUCCACGGGGAAGCGCAAAGCGGCGCCAUUGCCCGGAGGCAGCCCUCCUUUGAAGUAG